AUGGCAAACAUCGAAGAUAUCCAGUUUGAAAUAGAUCGUUUGAAACAAGAAUAUGAAGAGGGUAUCGAAAAUUGCCAGCUAUCUGCCAAGGUCCAGUAUGACUAUGCCUGUAUGCUCAUGUGUUCCGUACAAAGCAAUCACAUAAAUUUGUCAAUCGAACUCUUCGAAGAGCUUAUUAGAAUUAGAUAUAAUAGCGCGAAAUGUAUGUACCAAUUGGCUCUUUGCCAUAUGAAGAAAAGGGAAUACAAAAAGGCAAAACGACAUUUGGAUAUGUUGCUACGCUUGGAACCCAGGAACCAUGCGGCCCUUUCCCUCCGCAGUCUCCUCUUCGACCUUUUGUCUGACGACGCCAUGAAGGGAUCACUCUUCGUUUUAAUGGCAUCCAUAUGUGCCUUUGCACUCUACAAGUCGUGGAAAUGA
Molecule: messenger RNA, 420 nt
Organism: Babesia ovata
Lineage: Eukaryota; Apicomplexa; Aconoidasida; Piroplasmida; Babesiidae
Product: Tetratricopeptide repeat 11
Exons: 4
Coding region: 1-420 (139 amino acids)
Biological process (GO): mitochondrial fission; peroxisome fission; autophagy of mitochondrion
Cellular component (GO): peroxisomal membrane; mitochondrial outer membrane
Molecular function (GO): protein binding
Source: RefSeq, a predicted model, not a curated record